Poecile atricapillus (Black-capped chickadee) is the source of this 1901-nucleotide messenger RNA. RefSeq names its product stimulator of interferon response cGAMP interactor 1 (gene STING1). Gene Ontology annotation, molecular function: 2',3'-cyclic GMP-AMP binding; cyclic-di-GMP binding. Gene Ontology annotation, cellular component: autophagosome; endoplasmic reticulum membrane. Bases 9 to 1523 code for a protein of 504 amino acids. Gene Ontology annotation, biological process: activation of innate immune response; positive regulation of macroautophagy; reticulophagy. The transcript has 7 exons. The record is from RefSeq and is a predicted model, not a curated record. Lineage: Eukaryota; Metazoa; Chordata; Aves; Passeriformes; Paridae.
CCUCAAGGAUGCUCAGUGUGGGAGAGCUCUGGCACUCCACGAGCUGCUUGCUGCUUCCAGAGCUUCUUUCAUUUUCACUUUUCUGCGCGCUUUUCUGUGCAGCUCCACCCGUGGCUCCCUGCGUCGCAAAGACUUCGGGUGCAGCAGCCUGUGCAAGGAGCUCCAUCUGCCCCUGCAAGGAGCCCCUGCAAGGAGCCCCUGCAAGGAGCCCCUGCAAGGAGCUCCAUCUGCCCCUGCAAGGAGCUCCAUCUGCCCGGGCGGGAGCGCCGAGCCCGGGAAGCCCAGCGCAGGAAGCCCGGGGCUGGCGGCUGGAAACUGCCCCGCGCUGCCGUGGGUGCUGGGGACGAGCUGCUGUGAGCCCCUGUCCUCCGCAGAUGUCCCGGGAGCCGUGGCGGCCGAGGCAGCGCUGCUGCCCGCGGAUCCCGCAGCCCCGGGGCGGGCGGGCGCGGCUCGCCGUGCUGCUGCUGCUGGGGCUCUGCGCCGGGGCUCUGCUCCUCGCCGGGCAGCCCCUCGUGCCCACCGCCCGCAGCCUCGCCUUCCACUUCGCCACCCUGCAGAUCGGGGCGCUGCUCAAGGGCACCUGCUACCUGGCCGAGGAGAUCUUCCACCUGGAGUCCAGGCACCACGGCAGCUUCUGGAGGGCCCUGAGCACCUGCUUCCCCCCGUGCUGGCACGGGCCCCUGCUCCUCGUCUGUGCCUCAGCCUACAUGGCUCUCAGUGAUGGGCAGCCACUUGGCCUCCACCUCAUCCUGGCCAGCCUGUGCCAGCUCCUCAUCCUUGCCCUGGGGCUCCAGAAGCCCUCAGCAGUGGAGAUAUCUGAGAUGUCCGAGAGGUCCAAGCAGAACGUCGCUCAUGGGCUUGCCUGGUCCUAUUAUGUUGGGUACCUAAAAAUAGUCCUGCCACGGUUUAAAAAGUCCAUGGAGGAAUUCAGCAGAGCCAAUCCCAACCUGCUGGCGUGCAGGAAGACCUGGAAGCUCCACAUCUUGGUCCCUCUGAACUGUGAUGUCUAUGAUGACCUGGAGAAAGCUGACAGCAACAUCCAGUAUGUGACAGACCUUACUGAAACCACCCUGGCCCGAGCUGGCACCAAAAAGAGGGUCUACAAACACAGCCUCUAUGCAAUCAGGGAUGAAGAAAAACAGCCCUGGCACUGUGCUGUGGAAUAUGCCACCCCGCUGCAGUCCCUCUACGCCAUGUCACAGGAUGAGUGUGCUGCCUUCAGCCGGGAGGAGCGCCUGGAGCAGGCCAAGCUUUUCUACAGGACCUUGGAGGAGAUCCUGAAAGGCUCCAAGGAGUGUGCAGAUGCCUACCAGCUCAUUGCCUACGAGGAGCCAGAAGAAGCAGAGAGCCACUUCUUGUCCAGAGAGAUCGUGUGGCACUUGCAGCAGGAGCACCACGAGGAGAUUGCUGUGCUUGAGGGGAGCCACCCGCACACCCCAUCCACGGCCCUGGACUCAGCAGAGCUCAACCUGCAGGUCAGCGUGUCAGACCUGCCACAGCCACUGCGCACUGACGGCUUCUGACACACAGCCCCUCACUGCCCCGUGGGGCUCAGGUCACCUUUCCCAAACCCCUUCCUCUUGGAGCAUGUGCUAGCCAUGGCUGCAACCCCCAGCUCCCACCCAAACCUCCUGUGCACCACGGUUACUGGAGCAGCUGACUCAGCCCACAGCCCUGUGACAUGCUUCCCAUUUUCUUUGUUAUGUGCAGCUCAUGUGUUCUUCUGUGGGUGUAUUGUUUUUUUAUCAGCUUUCAUUUGUGUUGUAUAAAGCACUUUUCUCUCUGGGACAAGUUGCAGUAUCCUAAAUUUUGGGUACAAUGUGCAGUCUGCCAAGUGGGAUAGGAAAAGGUUUUUCCAUCAGAGGGUGGCUGGGCACUGAAGAGGCUCCCCCAGGUAAUGG